Fundulus heteroclitus (mummichog) is the source of this 2246-nucleotide messenger RNA. RefSeq names its product galactose-3-O-sulfotransferase 1a (gene gal3st1a). The record is from RefSeq and is a predicted model, not a curated record. Gene Ontology annotation, cellular component: membrane. Gene Ontology annotation, biological process: galactosylceramide biosynthetic process; myelination. Bases 350 to 1648 code for a protein of 432 amino acids. NCBI's taxonomy places the organism in Eukaryota, Metazoa, Chordata, Actinopteri, Cyprinodontiformes, Fundulidae. Gene Ontology annotation, molecular function: galactosylceramide sulfotransferase activity. The transcript is spliced from 3 exons.
AAACCCUGACGUCACAGGUGGCUGGAUGAGCCUCCCUGCAGUGCUUUACUCAGCAGCAUCAGUUUUGGAAUUGAAAGUGGAAGGAGGCGGCAGCGGCGGUGGCACGAAGGCACCAGGUGUGCCUGAAGAGUGAUAGGAGGAGAGGAGGAACGGCAAAUACAUGAGUUGGAGCAGCGGCGCGGGGAAUGUGAUGUGAGGAGAGGAGCGGAGGAGUCAGAAUGAGCGUGUUAAGAUCAGACACACCAGGAGCUUCAAGAAGGAGAUUAUCUUCCUAUAACCCUCUGGAACUGGAUGGACAACAUGGUGCAGCAGGGCAACUAAAACUUCUGAUUUCUCUUUGCAUAAAUUCAUGAGGGUAGACUGCUUGACCAUGGCUGGUAAGCAAGGGAGACAAUGGAGGUCCAUGUGCAAAGGCCUCAUCUUAGGAACGCUUCUAACCAGCUGUAUGAUCCUGCUUUACUGCCUCUCCACCCAGCAGAUCCACUUCAACCUACCUGAGAUCCCAGUGCCUUACUCCUGUGCCCACCGUCCAUCCCAUCUUCACCCUAAAGCAUCCUCCAACACGUCACAACAAACCUCCGGCCAGCCGUGCGCUCCGAAGGUGGACAUAAUGUUCAUGAAGACCCACAAAACGGCCAGCAGCACCUUCCUCAACAUACUGUUCCGCUUUGGAGAGAAACACCGUCUUCAGUUUGCUUUUCCUGACAGCAGAAACGACUUCUUCUAUCCAUCCCUUUUCCAACGCUCCCAGGUCAAAGACUACAAACCUGGAAUGUGCUUCAACAUAAUCUGUAAUCACAUGCGGUUCAACGCUCCGGAAGUUUCUAAGCUACUUCCUUUAGACACGUCCUACAUCACCAUUCUGAGAGACCCGGCAGACCUCUUCGAGUCGUCAUUCCACUAUUUUGGCCGCCUGGUGCCUUUCACCUGGAAGAUACCGGGUGACGACAAGCUGACGGAGUUCCUGCUUGACCCCCACAGAUACUUUGAUCCGGAGGGUUUCAACUCCUUCUACCUCAAGAACCUGCUGUUCUUUGACUUUGGACAGGACAACACCCUGGAGCUGGAGGACCCGAGGGUAGACGAGGCAAUCCGAUUCCUCUCAGAGCGUUUCCAUCUGGUCAUGUUGGUGGAACACUUUGAGGAAUCGCUGAUCCUGCUCAAAGAUGCUCUCUGCUGGGAGAUGGACGACUUGCUCUUCUUCAAGCUCAAUGCCCGCAAGGGAUCCACUGUGUCCAAGCUUACCCCUGAGCUGAGGGCCAGGGCUCUUGAGUGGAACGCCAUUGACUGGAAGCUAUACCAGCACUUCAACCAAACAUUUUGGAAGAAAGUAGACGCCUAUGGACGGCAGCGUAUGGCCGAGGAUGUGGCAGAACUCAAGAGACGGAACAGAGAGAUGGCGUCGAUCUGCAUCGAGGGAGGCCGCGCGGUGGAAGCCGGCAGCAUUCAGGAGACAGACAUGCAGCCCUGGCAGCCGAUAGGAGAAAAGUCUAUCAUGGGCUAUAACUUAAAGAAGAACGUGGACAAAGCACAUCAGAAGCUGUGCCGUAAGAUGUUGAUGCCAGAGAUUCAGUACCUGACAGAGCUGGGGGUGAACCUGUGGAUCACCAAGCUGUGGGGCUACAUUCGAGACAUCAUUAACUGGUGAUCAAACGUAACAGACUGUAUUAAAAGAAGAAGAACAAUGUAGUUGACAGAUGGGUGACUGAUGGGUGACAGAUGGGUGCUUUAAAAAAAAAGUGUUGACUUCACAAUCUUCUGAAUACUGAACACGUUAUAUGAGAGCAGGUAAAACUUGGUGGUGUUCUCUGUGAGUCAGUUCUCCAGCAUACACAAGUCUCUGGUCCAAACUGUGAGUGGAUGAGUACACAACAAAGUCGCUGAUCUCCCUGAUGAAGUCAUAACUGUUGCCAUACCCUCCAAAUCUUAAAGGAAACAUGAAAAGAACUGUAAGCAACUUUUAAACUUGGAACCCCUCUUUCUUGUCGAAAAUGUUUAACUUGUAUGAAAAUGAUUCUGAAUGAUGAGUAAAAGUGUGAAAACAGUGAAUGUACUAGUAUUACAUCCUACAUCCUAGUAUUACAUUGUUGCUUAUAAAAGGCAAAACUGGCCAAAUGUUGAACAGACCAAACAUCGCAGAGAAACAGUCAACAUAUCUGAAACAUGAUGAGCGAUGAAAAGCACUUCACUAUUGAAAUAAGCCCCUGCCAGGCUAUAAAACAAAAUACAAUUUUAAUUAUUAGUAA